AUGCCCGUAGACCUAUCGCUGUACCUGGUGACGGACUCGACCCCGGCAAUCCUGAAGGGGCGAGACCUGUGCACGGUUGUGGAAGAUGCCCUAAAAGGAGGGGUCACGGUCGUGCAAUACCGGGACAAAAAGAGCGAUACCGGAGAUUUGAUUAGCACAGCUAAAAAGCUGCAUCAAGUCACCCAGCGCUAUGGUGUCCCACUACUGAUCAAUGAUCGAGUGGAUGUUGCCCUUGCUGUGGGAGUCGAGGGUGUUCAUUUGGGUCAGGAUGAUAUGACUUUUGAAUUGGCGAAGAAGCUUCUUCCCAAAGAUGCUAUUAUUGGAAUUAGUACCUCGUCUAUAGAAGAGGCUCGCAAGGCUGUCGCCGAUGGCGCCGAUUACAUUGGUAUUGGGACAAUGUUUGCCACUCCAACAAAAACCAACACCAAGUCUGUUAUUGGAACAGCAGGGACUCAGGCUAUUCUGGAUGCCAUUAGUGAAUCUUCUAUUGGUACGGUCUCUAUUGGAGGUAUCAACCACGCCAAUGUCCAACGGGUACUCUACCAGUCCAAGUCCCCGAACAAGGGCCUGGACGGAGUAGCUAUUGUGAGCGCUAUUGUGGCCGCCGACGACCCCAAGGCUUCGGCCGAGGAGUUCGCCAAGCUUAUCAAGUCAACUCCUGUAUUUGCAUUGGAUUCUAAGGUUGCCGGGGCCAGCAAGCCCGAGACCCUGGUAGCUGAGGUGCCGCAGAUCGUGCGCAGAUUGGUCGAGGCGCACCCAUUGGUCCACAACAUGAUUAACUUUGUAGUGUCUAACUUUGUUGCGAAUGUUGCAUUGUCCAUUGGCGCAUCGCCUAUCAUGUCUCCAUACGGCGAUGAAGCCAAGGAUCUUUGCAAGUUCAACGGCGCUCUUCUCAUUAACAUGGGUACAUUGACCAGUGAGAGUAUCCCAAACUACGAAAAAGCUAUCAAGGCGUACAACACACGGGGUAACCCUGUGGUCCUAGACCCCGUGGGUGCUGCUGCAACAGAGAUUCGCCGAAAUGCGGUCUCUCGACUCAUGUCGGGUGGAUACUUUGACCUGAUCAAGGGUAAUGAGGGCGAGAUUCGCCAGGUCUGGGGUAGUAAUGCAGUGCAGCAGCGGGGUGUUGAUAGUGGACCCAGCACCCUCACUGACUCGCAAAAGGCUGCUCUUGCCCGAGACCUUGCCCGACGAGAAAGAAAUAUUGUGCUGAUGACUGGAGCCGUUGACUACCUGAGUGACGGAGAGCGUGUUUUCGCCGUUGAAAAUGGCCACCCAUACUUGGGACAAGUGACCGGAACUGGAUGUGCCCUUGGUAGCAUCUCAGGCUGUUUCCUGGCCUCCCCCUACUCCGACAAACUGCUUGCUGUGCUAUCUGGCCUUCUGAUGUACGAGAUUGCAGCUGAAAAUGCUGCAGCCAAAGAUUAUGUUCGCGGUCCUGGCAGUUUUGUACCAGCCUUCCUAGAUGAGCUAUACGCCAUCCGCACGGCGGCAGCCAAGGGCGACGAUAGCUGGAUCGCUGGCCGAGCAAAGGUGCACGAGGUGAAAAUCUAA
Messenger RNA from Penicillium pulvis, 1554 nucleotides. Its product is annotated as bifunctional hydroxyethylthiazole kinase/thiamine-phosphate diphosphorylase. Lineage: Eukaryota; Fungi; Ascomycota; Eurotiomycetes; Eurotiales; Aspergillaceae. The transcript is spliced from 6 exons. Gene Ontology annotation, molecular function: hydroxyethylthiazole kinase activity; magnesium ion binding; ATP binding. The record is from RefSeq and is a predicted model, not a curated record. Gene Ontology annotation, biological process: thiamine biosynthetic process. Gene Ontology annotation, cellular component: cytoplasm. Bases 1 to 1554 code for a protein of 517 amino acids.